Molecule: messenger RNA, 1326 nt
Organism: Tremella mesenterica DSM 1558
Lineage: Eukaryota; Fungi; Basidiomycota; Tremellomycetes; Tremellales; Tremellaceae
Exons: 4
Cellular component (GO): kinetochore
Molecular function (GO): nucleic acid binding
Source: RefSeq, a predicted model, not a curated record
CACUCGCUAUCUUAUAGAUCUCCCACGGUUUCAACUGCAGGUGGUGCCAUGCCCGACAGCGACUCAGAGGAUGAUUUCAUGUCUGACAAAUACCUCGUCGAGGUUCCUCCAGGACCAAAAUCAUAUUCCUCUCAAAGACAAGCACAGACUCUUAAAUCUAUGCGAAAGGGUCAAUCCAAAAACCAAGUCCCUCUCCGGCAAUUGGAAGCUGAAAGAAGAUCUGAAGGACUCAACACUAGUUUAUUCGAUCGACUCUCUUCUCCUGCGUCCACCUCUCAAAUCGCCAAGGAUGUAGAGAAAAAUAAAUCAAUUGGCACAGGAGGAAACAAGGCAAUGGAAAUGAUGAUGAAAAUGGGAUGGUCAGUAGGGGAAUCAUUAGGAAAGAAACGUUCUCCAUCUCCUUCCUCGUCCAACACUAAACGGGUCAAAUUGGAAGCUCAACAAGGAGAUGGAAAUGUCUCUGAAACGGAGGAUGGUGUGCUAAGAGGAGGAAUAGGUUCGUCUAGUAGAUUGGUGGGAAUGAAAGAAAGUAAACAUAGGGUAGAGCCAAUAAGGAUAUCGAUGUGGGCAGGUAGAAAAGGUUUAACAGCUCGUGAACUUACUCCACCACCUUUACCUACUUCAGGUAGAGAUAUAGAUGCUUUACAUCCUGAAAAGUUACAGAGGUUAGGGGAGAGGACGGAAGAUUUCAGAGAAAGACAAAAAAGGGGAUAUGCGGAGAAGGAGACGGAAAAGAAGGCUGAGAAGGCUAGGGAAAAGUUGGUGGAGUUUGAUAAAGAGGUUGGGGUUAAAUUUCAUCCCCUUCACAUAUCUCCAUUCGACCCCUUGGGAACCCUUCCAAUACCAUUACUCAAACUCAUCUAUCCAUCUCAGAUCCCUCCUUCCCCCACUCAGUCGCUUCGUCUGAGUCCACUCGCAUCUCCUCACGAUGACACUUCUCGUAGUCCGUCACCCCCUUUACUCGAGAAUGCCAAAAUGUCCGACGCUGAAAGAGUGAGAGAACAAAUGCGACGCGAUAUGCUUAGUUCUUUACCUUCUGAUGAGAUCGAAGGGAUACCUUUUCAUCCACGGCAUAGUCCAGACCUUACAGAUGCCCGACAUGGAGCAGCGACCGAGGAAGAAGAGUGGGAAGGAAUAGAUUGGGAGAAGGAGGUACCAGGGUCAAAAAGAGUUUUGUCUAUGAAAUCCGAUGAAUACCCUGCUUAUCUACUCUCGCAAUUGAGAACGGAACAUCUGUUUUGUUUCUGGUGUGGAUACAAAUAUUCUUCGUUCGAAGAGAUGGACGGACCUGGUGGAUGUCCAGGGGAAGAAGAAGAUGAUCAUUAG